This is a messenger RNA of Marasmius oreades (fairy-ring Marasmius), 4210 nucleotides long. RefSeq lists its product as uncharacterized. Gene Ontology annotation, cellular component: septin ring; microtubule cytoskeleton; cell division site. The record is from RefSeq and is a predicted model, not a curated record. Gene Ontology annotation, biological process: regulation of DNA-templated transcription; cytoskeleton-dependent cytokinesis. The transcript has 4 exons. NCBI's taxonomy places the organism in Eukaryota, Fungi, Basidiomycota, Agaricomycetes, Agaricales, Marasmiaceae. The coding region runs from base 494 to 3778 and encodes 1094 amino acids. Gene Ontology annotation, molecular function: DNA-binding transcription factor activity, RNA polymerase II-specific; zinc ion binding; molecular adaptor activity.
CUUCCCGCCCUGGACGAGAACGAACUGUAGGCAGCAUAGAGGGAUAAAAUAGCCAGAAGGAGGUUCUGGGCUGAGGUCAUUGGGAGCGGAUCUGGGGGACAAAACGAGUCACAGCCGACACAUCAGUUUCUCGAAUAUUUUCAGGUAAUUCAUCAGGAGAGCGGGGACCGAGCCAAUCGGAAGGCGAGCGACAAACCGAUAUUCCGUUUUCGAUUGUUCGAUUGACCGUUCUCGGCCUGGGCCACCCCAACCCUCCCUCAUACUUACCCUCAAUCCGGGUUACUGGCCGUGCGGUUUCUUUCAGUGCCCGCGCGGAUUUCCUCCAUUUCGAGAACGUCACUCACUUCGUCCCUCUCAUCUUCUCUCCUACCGUCCUCGUCGACCACAACGACGACGAGCAGGUCGUGCUCAACCCUCUAAAUCUUUCUACCUCUCUCCUUCCCAUCGCCAGCCUCACUCUCUCCUGUCGCAAUCCCCGGUCUUCCGGUCCUUUAUGAACAACUCAAACGAUCCCGUUUCACCGUCCCUAUUGCCAGCAAGAAUAUCACCUCGCUCAACCAGGUCCAGAGCGGGAUCCUCAGCCAAGUCGGAACUCAGGGAGCACAAUGAGUUAAACGAAUUCUGUCUGUUAGUUGCUGGUGAUCAUGGGGGUAAAUCAUCCUUUCUUCGCCUUCUCCUCGAGACCUCGACACUGGCCGGCACGCAAGAGCUCGAGCAACAGAAUCAGAAGUCGCACAUGAGAAACUUCAUUCAAGGUUGUGCGAGCCGUACAACGGCAAUACGUUAUACGACGCUCGAUGUGCUCGUUCCCCCAACCUCAUCACCCAGAACAUCACCCAAAUCCAGCCCAAAAUCAGAGGUACAACAGGUGGACCAAAAAAAGAACGCAGAUAACCAAGUACCUCUGACUUUCACCCUCAUCGAUACUCCUUCUAUCAAUCCCCCUUCUCCUUCGGCGCCAAUCUCAUCUUCAGCGUCCAUCCCCGACGAUUUACUCCGCCUAGUUGAAUCUAGGCUAGCGGAGGCGGUUGACACGUCCUCGCGUACCGGCCUCAUGCACCUUUGCAUAUAUUUUCUCGAUCCUGUUCACGCCUAUUCACUUCCUCGACACCAUAUCGACACUAUUUGUAGACUAUCUGCACGCGUCAACGUUCUUCCCGUUAUCGCAAAAGCUGAUAGGUUGACGGACCAACAACUGCGUGUAAUGAAGGAGGUGGUCAGGAGGGAUCUGGCCGACGCAGGCAUCGGGUUCGGAAUAUUCGAUCAGGAGCCUGCUACCAAUAAGGGCACAGAAGCUGAGCUGCAACUCAACGGAAAAUUUGAACAAAAAGAUUCACCUGAGCCGACAUCCAAAAUCCCGAGUCUUCCCUUCGCGCUUAUCUCACCGGAUUGUUAUGAUAUCUUGAAUUCUCUCCCCCCCUCUGUUACUUCUUCCCCUCCUUUGCCUGGUUCCCCUCGUAAUCGGCCUUCUUCUCCGAACCAGGAUGCUGCUCCCUCCGGAACGUCAAACCCGAGCUUCCCAUCUCGCUUUACGCGCGCCUACAGGUGGGGUUCCAUUGAUGUGCUCAAUCCUGACCACAGUGAUUUUCUUGUUCUUAAACAAGCUGUCUUCCAUCAUAUGCACACGCUACGCCAGUACACCAAGGACUAUUUGCUCGAAAAGUUCAAGACGGACUACCUCGGUGUCUAUCGGUAUCCGCCUCACCCACAUAGUAGAGAAGCUCCUUCUCACUCUCACCAUCCACGCGAUCUUCAUCUAUCAUCUACAUCAUCGCCAUAUGCGCAUAACUUACAACAUGGCUAUAUUCCUCCGCAUCCCUCACAGCAAGACCAACAUUCUUACUCACAUUCACGUUCGAGCAGUGGGAGUGCAAGGCCUGUGUUGGCUAUCGAUACAGGUAGCAGCGGCUCUACCCCGAUGCAUAGACUCGUUCACGAACACGCUGUCUCAACAUCUGCCUCGUCGCGAACCACCUCUUCGCGACAGCCGCAUCAUUUGCCUGCUCCUUCUCAGCCCGUACCUGAACCUACUCCGUCCGGUAGAGGUGUCAGUAAAAAGGAUGUCGCGGAAGGGGAGAAAGAGAAGACUAGACCCAAAAAGAUCACGGUUGCAUGUAACUUUUGCCGGUCGAGGAAGCUCAAAUGCGACGGAGUCAGACCGGCAUGUGUGCAGUGUUUGAAAAGGAGUAAUCCGUGUGAUUAUCAAACGCAGGGGAGAAGGAGAGGGGCAAAGGGUAAGCGAGAUAAAGUUGGUGCAAGCGAGAAAGAGGCAGGCAAGGAGAAAGAUAAGGAAGAGACCCGGCCAACUAACGCUAAUGGAUCAUCCUCUGGUUCAAUCAGAGGCUCUAGGAGGGGUAAAGUGAGUGGAAGCCGCGAAGACAGUGAAGAUGCGGACCAUGAUGGUGAUAAUGGUGACGGUGAAGGUAGCCGCACCGGGAGUCAAGACGCUGAGUGUGAGGACGAGGACGACGGCGAUGUUGAGAUGGCUGAUCCAGCGGGAAUGAGCCCGAGGUCUCCUGCCGUCAGAAGAAGUAGGGACGGGUCAUUGAAUGAGUAUCCUCCUCCCCACUUAUCUCAACCGCCGCAGUAUCAUCGUCCGUCUUCAAGUUCGAGUUCUAAUCACUUCGCUCAAUCACACCCCACUCUUCCAUCUAUCUCUGCUGAGUUUCCACCGCCUCAUACACACACGACGAGGAGCAGAGCACCAAGUAUAUCUAGCAUUACUGGACCUCCUGACAGGGAACAAAGAGAAAGAGGCGGGUAUGAGCUGCCACACAUAGCUACAUUAAGUCUACCCGACCCUACCGCGAGAUCUACCAGACACUCUCCACAUCUUACUCCCUCGCAACACGGACAUCACACUAGAUCCUCUUCAUCUUCCCAGCAUCACUUACAUCCCGGCGCUCAUCUGCCUCUACCUCAUGCCCAUCCACAGCAUACACGUUCACCACCACAUCACUUACCCCCUCCUCAUCUACCUUCUCCUCAUCCACAUCAAUCACAGCAACAUCAUUUGUCUGCAUCUUCCACACCAAGUUCUCAUAUAUCUCCCCACCAGUCCAGUUCAUCGGCGGCGAGUUCACAUCUUUCGCCGCAUCAUCAGCACCAUCGAUUACCCUCGCCCCAUCAACCGCCACAACAUACCUCACAAUUACACGCACACGCGACCUCCCGAAAACGAGCGGCUACUGCACCCUCUAAGAGCUCAGGUCCGAUAGAUGUGGGAACGAGUCUACCUCCUCCUGUUCCUGGGCCAGCCAGACCAAGUGAGGUAUCCAGGGGUAGAAGUUCUACGACAAGUGGUCUUUCCGACCAGGGAGCACUAGUAGCCGGAAGUGGGAAUAACGCACCGUCAGGGGAGUCAUUAGGUGUGGGCGGUUCUGCUGUAAAUGUGGGUACUAUCGGGAGUGUCACGGCCGGCAUGAUACGAGCUACGGGACGGUUAACAAACACGAGUGGACCCAAAAUCGUUGCUUGUAAUUUUUGUAGAGCCCGCAAAACAAAAUGCGACGGUGCCCAUCCUAGUUGCGGAUCUUGUGCGAGGAGGAAUCUACCGUGCAAUUAUGUACACGAGAGGGGUGGGAGACGUGGUGGAGGUGCUGCCGCCGUCGCUGCGGCUUCUUCUGCUCAGGCUCAGGCCUCAUUGAACACAGGGCCGGGUGUGAGUACAGGUGGCGGAGGUGAUAAAAAGCCACCCAGUCGAGGGAAUAAAAGGAUGUCAGAUGCAGAGGAAGAGGGCGGCAGUGGUAGAAAGCGGAUGAGGGUCAGUGAUGGUUAAACGCGGAACGUUGAGGAAACGCAAACAAAUCGUAGACGCAGACUCGGCUGAAAGUUUCUUUUUUCCUUUUUCCUCUUUCUUUUCCUAUCUAGAAUCGGUUUCAGUCUUUCCUGGCUGCCCCUCAUAUACCCUCCCUGUGUUUCCAUACAUUUGUUCUGUUGUUUUUUUUUUGGGCUAAACUCGACUUGGGAUAGAAACGGUGUCGACUGUUGUUCUUUUUCUCCUAACCUAUUUAUUGAUUAUGUUUGCUUUGUGUUUCUCAGCUGGUCUCUCACCUUUUGUCUUUCUCCUCCUUCGAGUUGAAUUUCAUAUCGUCCAUAUGUGUUAACGUAUUAAAGAUCUUACAUGUAAUUGUACCUCUACAAUCUGUCUUUCGCUACUGUUACUUACUUACCUGAUAUCGAACUGUCAUUAACGACAUACUCGAACGAA